CUGGCUGCAGACCCGACUCGCCUGCAGAACGACUCUCCGAGGGGCAAAGCGAGGGAAGAGGCGCAGUGAAAACAGGAGGAGGAGGAGGUGGGGGCACGCUUGUGUUUCACAUCAUAGCAGCGGGAGGAAAAACGGACUGAGAGCGGGGGUAAGGUGUCGGAUACCAAAAGACAGAGAGGGAGAGAGAAAGAAACGCAGGAGCCGCUUCUCUUGCAUCGGAAAAUGGAGCUACCCGCCGCUGGAGAACACGUCUUUGCUGUAGAGAGCAUCGAGAAGAAGCGCAGCAGGAAGGGGAGGUUCGAAUAUCUGGUCAAGUGGCGAGGAUGGUCUCCAAAAUACAACACAUGGGAACCAGAAGAAAACAUACUGGACCCGAGACUGCUGGACGCUUUCCAAGACAGAGAACGUCAGGAGCAGCUGAUGGGAUAUCGUAAGAGAGGACCAAAGCCCAAACACCUUUUAGUUCAGGUCCCUUCAUUUGCCCGGAGAUCCAGCAUUCUGGCUGAUCUUCACGAAGCAUCCCUCGAGGAGGACAGCCGUCAGAAGAGCAGCCCCGUCCAGAUGUUCCACCCACAGACGCAGCAGUAUCAGCUGAACAGCAAGAAACACCACCAGUACCAGCCGCUGUGCAGGGAGCGCGAAGCGGAGCAGCCCAGCAAUGGAAAGAAGUUCUACUAUCAACUCAAUAGCAAGAAGCAUCACCACUACCAGCCCGACCUCAAGGUGCAAGAGCCCAUGUUUGCAAAGCCCAGAGAGGUCCACGCUCCAGAAUUGGCCAACAAAGGGUACAACCUGCCUCCGGUGCUGCAGCAGAAGUGGGUUCGGGACAAGGAAUCGGGGUGCCUUACCAAAGUGAAGGACAUCACCAUGAAGACGAUUUCAGCUGGAUUAAAUGGACACAAGGAGCAGGAGAAGGAAAAGCCUAAAGAGGAUGAUUCACCACAGUCCAACGGUGUCAGCAGCAGCAAACUAAAGAUCGUAAAGAACAAAAACAAGAACGGACGGAUUGUUAUUGUCAUGAGCAAGUAUAUGGACAAAGGGAUGCAGGCGGCUAAGGCUAAAAACGGUGACUCUGAAACAGAGAAGGCUCAGCAGGGGGUCGAUCACAGCACAGAGAGACAUCUUGAAAAGAUGAAGCUCGUCAAGAAGCUCGGGCUCAUGAAUGGAUUUGCAAAAAACCACCCCAAAGACAAACCAAGUGUUCCCAGUUCUGGAUUUAAUGGAGAUUGCCCCAAAGAAAAGCAACAGUCCCCCAAAAUACAGCCGGCUAUGAUGGAACGGGAUAAACACAUUGAGGUCAGGGGUCAGGGGCAACUUGCAGCGGAUCAGCCUUUACAGCUGACAACCAAGCCUAAUCUGCUCUCCCUGCCCAUGGGAGGGGGAGUUUCCUCUGCAGUGGACAAAAGAGGAAACCAAGGUGGAUUUCAGGGACUAAAGCGACACCUCACAGACACGGAGGAACACGGGAGUAGCAAGAGGCUGAACUGUACGAGCGUCAACAGCGUGUCGUCGUCCCAAAGCCUCAGCGACCAAAGCGGACUGCAGGACUGUGGCUACGCGGACCAGGAGGAACCCAUGGACCUGAGCAUGAUCAAGGCCAGGCCUAAAGCUGGAGACUACGCAGAGACCGGAGCACAAGCCGAGACGCACGCGCUGGCAUGUAUGGACCAGCCUAAGACACAUGCAGAAUCAGACACAAAGCCUCAAACGGAGGCUCAAAACAGUCCAGAGAAGGUCAGCUCUGACGCUGUGUCUGAUUCCAGCAGCGCAAAGAAGGAAGAGACCUUUCCCUCCUUUCAGCCUUUCCUUGGAAAUAUCAUUAUCACGGACAUCACCACCAACUGCCUCACUGUUACCUUCAAGGAAUACGUCACAGUGUAGCAGACCUGUAAAAAUGCACAUAAGAUAUAUUUGUAUUUUUAGAUGCUUGAAUGUAUAAUGUAUGAAACCUUAAUGCUUUGAUUUUGUAAAGCUGAGAAAAAAUGAAUCAUUUAUUGGGUUAUUUGCAUAUUUCUUUUUAUGAGCUCUGGCUGUUGUUAUUUCUGGAGGUUUUAACACACACAGUAUCGUAUUUGAGCAACUUUUUAAAACUUAGUGGGAAAACGAAAUCAGACUUUAACUCAAGAUGCACUUGUGUAAAUACUCCUUUCUUUUUUAUGGAUGUUGUCUGACUUGUCUACACUCAACCGUCUCAGAUAACGUUACAAAAAGCUAUAAGACGUUUUUGUAAGGGAGAGAAUUUCUAUUAACUUAAAUUUUAAUUACCGUGUGUGUGUGUGUGUGUGUGUGUGUGUGUGUGUGUGUGUGUGUGUGAGAGAGACCUUUCUGUACCAAGAAGAUGUGUCAGGUGACAAGAUUUGUUUCUUUCGUUAUUAGAUCCAGAAAGUGAUUUUGUUUAAUUGUCAUUGAUUAUAUCAGUUACAAACCUUUAUGUGAUCCAACCAAUUAAAACCACCAGCUGGUGCUUCCACCAUUUCACAUUCUGUGACACUAAAUGCUGUAAGAAAAUACAUGGACUCUGUGUCAUAUUCAAAGUAGCUUUGGAAGCCGAUUAGUUUAUUCAUUCAGAUGUGUUCCCUUGUGUCCUUACUGAUGCCAGUGGGCUCCCUGUGGUCUAAGGUCGUAGGGAACAGGUUCGUUCACGGUGUGUAUGUGUGCAGACUAAAAACUGAAGACUUCCUAUGAUGCAUUUUGCAAUAAUAAAAUUGUUUGCAAGUGA
Molecule: messenger RNA, 2719 nt
Organism: Betta splendens (Siamese fighting fish)
Lineage: Eukaryota; Metazoa; Chordata; Actinopteri; Anabantiformes; Osphronemidae
Product: E3 SUMO-protein ligase CBX4
Exons: 5
Coding region: 223-1881 (552 amino acids)
Biological process (GO): negative regulation of DNA-templated transcription
Source: RefSeq, a predicted model, not a curated record